CGGAAGUGACAUUUCCUUGGAUAUUUUUAGUAACAACAAACUAUGUUAAAUAUAGCAUUUCUGCCAGUUUUUAGUACAUAGAGACUCGACAAAAGACACAUAAUGUUAAGCUGAGGAGAAGAUGGAAGAUAUGUUUGGACAGUAUUUCCGAGGCCAUGGGUAUUUGUGUGCCAGCCACCCAUUGGAAGUUAUUAUUGGCACUUUGACAGUCACAGUGUGUUUGGUUUCCAUGAGCAUGUUGGCUAUUGGGGAUAUCCUGCAUGUGUCUCCUCAGAGUCAGGAAACAGAAAGCUUGGAUGUAAUAAUAGUAUCCAUAGCCAGAUGUCUGGCAGUGGUCUAUGUUUACCUACAGUUUCGGAGUCUGAGGAGACUGGGAUCCCAUUAUCUAUUAGGUGUGUCUGGAGUUUUCACACUCUUCUCCAGUUUCAUAUUUAGUGUAGCUGUCAUCAAGAUAUUCAAGAAGGAUCUCACUGGUCUAAGUGAGGCACUGCCACUUUUCCUUCUGCUGGUUGACCUCUCUAAGGCAUGUGCCUUAGCCCGGUUCGCUGUGGGUUCUACCAGUCAGGAAGAGGUACAGAAGAAUAUUGCCACAGGGAUGGGUGAUCUAGGCCCGUCAAUAACACUGGAUGCUAUAGUGGAGAUGUUAGUUAUAGGUGUUGGUACUUUAUCAGGUGUUCAGCAGCUGGAGUUGAUGGCUUACUUUGGGUGUCUGUCGGUGCUGGCUAACCUCCUCGUGUUCCUGACAUUCUACCCAGCAUGUCUGGCUCUUGUUCUAGAUGUGACACGUGAGAGGAACCAUGGCAAGCCUCUCCGACACCUACAACAACUCGCCAAGUUGUUAGAGGCUGAGGAGAAGGAGAAAACUCCUAACCCAGUCACACAGCGAGUCAAACUCAUCAUGUCUGCAGGUCUGGUGAUGGUUCACAUACACAGUCGUCUAGGCAAAGAGUCGAAGAAAGUAGAAGGCUUUGGCAGCAUCAUGGCCACUAGUCAGAUGUCGGAGAAUAACGAGCUGACUCCAGACAUGAACUUCUGGCUAUAUCACGUACAAAGACAGUUGACUGUAAAUGCUGACCUGAUGGUGACACUAGUGUUGGCAGUUUUCCUCACUGCUAAAUACAUGUUCUUUGAUGACGAUGUGGAUGUGCCCUGCAGACUUUGUCCGUCCUGUACACGCUCCGGGGCCAGAAUCCGUCAGAUCUCCAGUUCCACAGACUUACCAGUUCCAGAAAUACCAGCACCUUCUGCAGAGCCUGUUCUAGAAGUUACAGAUGUUUCUCAGAAGACAACAACAUUUACUCUUGGUGAUGAAGAUGAGAGUUCCGAUGAGGAAACUGACACAAAGGAGAGUAGAGAAACCCAGACAGAACUGUUGGAGUUUGGUUAUCGGCCCCUGGAGAGACUGCCCUCUAUACAACCUCCACGGCCUGUUUCUGAAUGUUUGGAUAUUCUCAAGUCAGAUGAAGGUGCCAGUGGACUUACAGAUGAAGAAAUUAGUCGUCUUGUGGAAGAAAAGCACAUCCCGAGCUACAAACUAGAGACAGCUCUUGGAGACUACGAACGCGGUGUUAAUAUAAGGAGAGGAAUGAUAUCAACAAAACUACAGAAUAAUGAUGCCAUGGAGAACUUACCGUACAUCAAUUAUCAUUACGAAUUGGUGAAUGGAGCAUGCUGUGAGAAUGUAAUUGGUUACAUGCCGAUACCAGUUGGUGUGGCUGGGCCUCUUCUACUUGACGACAAAUAUUACCAUGUCCCCAUGGCAACUACAGAAGGCUGUCUGGUAGCUAGCACUAACAGGGGCUGUAGAGCAUUAGCACAAAGUAGUGGUGUAAAGUGCUGUUUGGUGGGAGACGGAAUGUCUCGAGCUCCUGUUGUCAGAUUCCCGUCCAUCAGGAAGGCUAGCGAGCUGAAACUGUGGCUUGAAGACACUGAUAACUUUGAGAAAGUGAAGGAGACUUUUGAUGACACAAGCAGAUUCGCCAGACUGAAGAAGCUACAGGUGGUUCAAGCCAGUCGCUACUUGUACAUUCGUUUUGUCGCAACCACAGGAGACGCCAUGGGGAUGAAUAUGGUAUCCAAGGGAUCAGAGAGAGCCUUAACUACUAUAUUGGAGCAGUUUCCUGACAUGGAGAUUUUAAGUCUGAGUGGAAACUUCUGCACUGAUAAGAAACCUUCUGCAGUCAAUUGGUUGGAGGGACGCGGGAAGUCUGUUGUUUCGGAGGCUGUGAUCCCGGGGAAAAUUGUCAAAACUGUUCUGAAGACGAGUGUGGCUGCACUAGUUGACCUAAACAUCAGUAAGAACCUGAUGGGGUCUGCAAUGGCUGGCAGUAUCGGGGGAUUCAACGCCCACGCAGCUAAUGUGGUCACGGCCAUCUUCAUUGCUACUGGGCAGGACCCAGCCCAGAACACUACAAGCUCCAACUGUAUCACACUGAUGGAGCCGACUGGACCUGAUGGUUCUGACUUGUACAUUAGCUGUACCAUGCCGUCUAUAGAAGUGGGCACUAUCGGAGGUGGGACCGUACUUCCUCCCCAAGGCGCGUGUCUCCAGAUGCUAGGUUUACGAGGAUCAGCGGGCAAGGCUGGAGAUCGCGCUGGUGAGCUAGCUAGAGUUGUGUGUGCUACGGUCCUCGCUGGAGAACUGUCGCUAAUGUCGGCCCUGGCUGCUGGACAUCUCGUUAGAAGUCACCUCCGACACAAUAGGUCCACAUUGAAUGUAAUAGCAGAUACCAGUGGGACAAGUAUAUCUAAAGAUUGUAAUAUAGACUGUAACAAUACUGAACUUAUCAACACUAGUCGGUCACGACAAAGUCCUGAAACAUGUAUAUCACACUCAGGGACAUCUACGUCAGAAAAUACAACCAGGAUGUCGGGGUCCGGGAUGUCUGUGUCAGAAACUACAGCCAGGACAUCGGGGUCCGGGAUGUCUGUGUCAGAAACUACAGCCAGGACGUCGGGGUCAGAAACUACAACCAGGACGUCAGAACCAGGGACGUCGGAGUCAGAAACUACAGCCAGGACGUCGGGGUCUGGGACGUCUGUGUCAGAAAAUACAACCAGGACGUCAGAACCAGGGACAUGUAUACUGAAGGCCUCAUGACAUCCUAUACCAUAGCUUUUUCAUUCCAUUAACUAGUCAUUACAGAAAUUGUGAAUCCAAGUCUUCUUUGCUGAAGAAAUAGGGUUGUUUCAUCAUCAGGAGGUGCUGCUUUAUCUGUCAAAAUGUAUAUUAUUGUAAUUGUACCUGUUUAUUUAUCAAGUAUCAAACUGCUAGUGUGGUAAACAACUACUGUAACAGUUUUAUUUAAACUAAAUUAUGAUUAAUCAGUUUGUGUCAGUUGUUCCGUAUCGCCUCCAUUAACUAGUCCCUGAAUAUUGCUCUCCAUCCAGCAUUAACUGUGUUCUGAAGAUCUUCCUUCUGUUUCAAACUGUAGCCAUGAUCAACAAGGUUGUGAUUUCCUGAGCAGCGGUGGCCGAGUGGUUAAGGUGUCUCAACACUUGAUCGCAUGCCCUUCACCUCUGGGUUGCGAGUUCGAAACCCUUUUGGGUCAGUUGCCAGAUACUGACUGAAGGCGGGUGGUUUUUCUCUGGGUACCCUGUCUUUUCUCUAUCUCCCCUGGCAUGUCCUUAAAUGACCCUGACUAUUAAUAGGAUGUUAAAUUAAAAUAAACCAAAUAAACUAAACUGAGCAGCAUUUUGAUUUGACAGUGUUUGAUUCUUCAUUCAUUUUAUCGUUUCAAUCUUGUCCAGAUCUCUCCGACCAAUCAUUAAAUGUUACAUUAGCAUCAGACCGGUGUAUAUUGUUCCACCCCAAUAUCUUGUUUCAUUCUCUGGUCAGCAUGUCUUCAUGGAAAUAAACAAGUUCACUGUGGUACUACAAUAAUUUUUAACAGCAGUUGUUGAGAAGGUGAUACUGUGAAAUUGCACAAAGAGAUUUAUCCCAGGGAAAUACAUCUUGUAUUUUCAACUAUAUAGUGCUGACUAUUUAAUUGUGCUAUUUUGAUAUAGAUUUGUACAACAGAUUAUACCAUGUGUAAAUAUUCUGCGAUUGGUCAGAAAAGAGAUGAAUGUUGCAUAUUGGACUGUAGUUGGUCAGGAAAGAGGUAAAUGUUGCUUAAGACAUUGAUUAGUCAGAAAAGAGGUGAAUGUUCAAUAUAUAGGACUGUGGUUGGUUAGAAAAGAGGUAAAUGUUGCAUAUAGAACUGUGAUUAAUCAGAAAAGAGAUGAAAGUUGCAUUUAGGACUGUGAUUGGUCAGAAAAGAGAUGAAAGUUGCAUAUAGGACUGUGAUUGGUCAGAAAAGAGGUGAAUAUUGCAUAUAGGACUGCGAUUGGACAGAAAGGAGGUGAAUGUUGUAUAUUGGACCGAUUGUUUAGAAAAGAGAUGAAUGUUGCUCGGAAAAAGAGGUGAAUGUUGCAUAUACAUAUAUGUAGGACUGUGAUUGGUCAGAAAAGAGGUGAAUGUUGCAUAUAGUACUGUGAUUGGUUAGAAAAGAGGUGAAUGUUGUAUAUAGGACUGUGAUUGGUCAGAAAAGAGGUGAAUGUUGCAUAUAGGACUGUGAUUGGUUAGAAAAGAGGUGAAUGUUGCAUAUAGGACUGUGAUUGGUUAGAAAAGAGGUGGAUGUUGCAUAUAGGACUGUGAUUGGUUAGAAAAGAGGUGAAUGUUGCAUAUAGGACUGUGAUUGGUCAGAAAAGAGGUAAAUGUUCAAUAUAGGACUAUGAUUGGUCAGAAAAGAGGUGAAUGUUGCAUAUAGGAAUGCGAUUGGUUAGAAAAGAGGUGAAUGUUGCAUAUAGGACUGUGAUUGGUCAGAAAAGAGGUGAAUGUUGCAUAUAGGACUGUGAUUGGUCAGAAAAGAGGUAAAUGUUCAAUAUAGGACUAUGAUUGGUCAGAAAAGAGGUGAAUGUUGCAUAUAGGAAUGCGAUUGGUUAGAAAAGAGGUGAAUGUUGCAUAUAGGACUGUGAUUGGUCAGAAAAGAGGUGAAUUUUCAAUAUAGGACUGUGAUUGGUCAGAAAAGAAGUGAAUGCAAAUCAUCAAACAGUCUGUUUCAUAUUGGACUAGGAAAUGUUCUAAAUCUAGUUUACAAAUAGAUUUCUUAUUUUCAGUGGUAAUUUGAAUAUGUAACCCUUGCAUUUUCUACAUAUCCUGCCAAAGUUAUUUUAUGUACCUAUUUUGCCAAAUCAGUUGGGAGUAUCCAACAUAUGAAAAUAAAGCUUAAAUUAUAGAAUACGUAGAUAUACUCAAAUUAUUGCCAUUGUAUGGUCAGUGUUUAAGAAUCAUUAAAAUUGUUACUCUUAGUUAUUACAUGUACAGUGUAAAGUUAUUUGCAUUCUGUGUCAACCAAAUUGAAUUACAUGUAAUAAAUAAUGGAUCAUA
This is a messenger RNA of Pecten maximus, 5371 nucleotides long. Its product is annotated as 3-hydroxy-3-methylglutaryl-coenzyme A reductase-like. The record is from RefSeq and is a predicted model, not a curated record. Lineage: Eukaryota; Metazoa; Mollusca; Bivalvia; Pectinida; Pectinidae. Bases 122 to 3100 code for a protein of 992 amino acids. Gene Ontology annotation, biological process: coenzyme A metabolic process; sterol biosynthetic process; isoprenoid biosynthetic process. The transcript has 20 exons. Gene Ontology annotation, molecular function: protein binding; NADP binding; hydroxymethylglutaryl-CoA reductase (NADPH) activity. Gene Ontology annotation, cellular component: endoplasmic reticulum membrane; peroxisomal membrane.